Oppia nitens is the source of this 1169-nucleotide messenger RNA. It is a transcript of the gene tank, whose product is annotated as etoposide-induced protein 2.4 homolog. Bases 276 to 1151 code for a protein of 291 amino acids. The transcript is spliced from 6 exons. Gene Ontology annotation, cellular component: endoplasmic reticulum. Lineage: Eukaryota; Metazoa; Arthropoda; Arachnida; Sarcoptiformes; Oppiidae. The record is from RefSeq and is a predicted model, not a curated record. Gene Ontology annotation, biological process: macroautophagy.
GAUAAAAUAAUACACAAUAUUAUAAAAAUUGAAAAUAAAAACGAAAAUCAAUUAAAUAAUUAAUAAAUAAUUGCUUUUAAAUUAAAUACCAAACAAUUGAUUGUUUAUAUCAUAUUUUGUUAUAUUUUAAAACUAAAAAAAUGAUUUCAAUUAAAAUAAAAGUUUUGCAAAAUUAAUGUUAUUUUGUGAGAAAUAUUGAUUUAUUUUGUUAAACAAAUGACAAUUGAAUUGAAGUAAUAUUUGUUGGAAGUGUUGGAUGAGUUGAAGUUAGAAAUAUGAAUAUACUUCGGGAUAUAAUGAUUGGUGUGACGACUGGUGUUUACGACGCAAUGGUUGGUAUGUUUGCUAUAAGACGUGUGGUUAGAGAAGAUAGUGGAGGAGAUAAUGCCAACAAUAUUAUGAAGAGAAUCAUUGAAUGUAUUGUCUUCAAUGGCGGAGUCUUUUUGUUGUCAAUAGUGUUGUUCAAUCACGUGAUUCUAUCACUACUAUACUUACUGAUCCAAUUCAUAUUUGGAUCUCAAGAAGGAGUGGUGUCGAUGACAUGGUUUUGGUUGGAACCCAUGCUUUCAUACUUUUUCUCAGUCUUCUGGGUUUUGCCUCUUUUUUUAUUGAGUCGUGUCGUGAAUGCGUUGUGGUUUCAAGACAUCGCCGAUAAUGCAUUCAGAGGUCGUCAGCGAUCCUUCAGAAAUAUUCCCGUCUUUAUUGCCGACACUUUCUUCAGUCUCUUAAUUCAAAUUUUAUUUCUAAUUCAGUCAAUGGUUGUCAAGUUUUUGCCGAUUCCUUUUGUCGGACAAUUAGCCGCUAUUUUCCAUUUAAGUCUAUUGUAUUCUCUCUACUCUUUUGAAUACAAGUGGUUUAAUUUAGGAUGGGAAUUACAUCGAAGAUUACAUUUUAUAGAAAAAUAUUGGACUUACUUUUUAGGAUUUGGUUUACCUCUAGCUAUUGUCACUUAUUUGAUCCCAAGUUAUUAUUUAAGUGGUGCAAUGUUUUCAAUAUUUUUUCCCCUUUAUAUCAUAAGUGCUAAUGAGGCCAGACCUCGAUUAGACAUUUGCAACAAUCGAAUUAAAAUUUUUUCACCAGUCGUUUGGAUUUCUAAUAAAAUAUUAUUUUUUGUAUUUCAACUAAACCUUUGGGGUCGAAGAAAUAGAUAGCAAAUGUUAUAUUCUUGA